Molecule: messenger RNA, 411 nt
Organism: Cucurbitaria berberidis CBS 394.84
Lineage: Eukaryota; Fungi; Ascomycota; Dothideomycetes; Pleosporales; Cucurbitariaceae
Exons: 1
Molecular function (GO): ATP binding
Source: RefSeq, a predicted model, not a curated record
CCAACACUCCAAAUAACAUCUUAUGACCGAUUUACACCCCCAGAUCCAAAACCCGACUUGGAAUACGACUGCCGCCUGACCAAGAUUCCGCCGCGACAAGUACGCCUGGUGCACACCGGACUGGAUGACAAACUGCAAGACGAACUCAUGAGCCGGGAUGAAUUUCACGAUCUACUCAAACGUGCAGAGGAAGAGAUCAGAAAGCUUAUGGAUUCCCGGAAAGCACGAGCAAAAGGGGAAGAUGACGCGGCAGUUUUGAGAGUGGGGUGUCUAUGUGGAAGCGGCCAUCAUCGGAGCGUGGCUUUUGCAGAACAAUUGGGGAAGAUUGAGUGGCCGGAGCGAUGGGAUGUUAGAGUGAACCACAGGGACUUGACGGAUGAGGUUAGGGAGGAAAAGAGAAGCAAAGCGAAG